Messenger RNA from Peniophora sp. CBMAI 1063, 840 nucleotides. NCBI's taxonomy places the organism in Eukaryota, Fungi, Basidiomycota, Agaricomycetes, Russulales, Peniophoraceae. The record is from the annotation of a GenBank genome assembly.
AUGGCAACAGCCCAGCAAUGCCGCCGCUCUGUACUUCAAGGUCGCCAGCAGCACGCCAUUCCAGCUCCCACUCCGAUGCCGUCUGCAAUGCCAUCAAUGCUAUUUGACUUUGGACUUGACUCAGAAGCCCUUGCCGCUCUCUCGAAGAUGUCUCCUGAGCAGAUUCGGGCACUUGGACCAGCUGUCGGGUUACCUACGGCUUCAUCUUUGGCGAGGAACUCAGUGGUCGCCCCACUUUCACUCUUUAAGUCGGCUUCACCUAAUGCCUCCGAUGCUCGGCGAGUCCCAUCCAAACGGCUUCGCGGCGAGGACGAGCCUGAUGCUCUCGCGCUUAAACGAGAGAAGAAAAAGAAGUGCAAUCAAAACCGACCGACAUUGGGCAAGGUUGAAGAGGAGGAAGGCGAAGAGAAGUGCGAGUUGCUUUCGCGUGCUCGAGAGCUCUUCUUUGUGUGGGUUCUGUGUGAUGCUGGAUAUCCCUCCCGCAUGGAACGCAAGGACUACACAUCAAAGGCCUAUACAGACGCCGCUUCUCUGCUCGGUCUCUCAACAGUUGAUUACCCUCCAUCAGAUGAUGACACUCGGAUGCUCACAAACCAUGAGUCUGAGGUUCGGUCUAGUAUUCGCAGGGCUAUCAAUACAUGUGAUGUCGAGGCUACCUACGGAAUCAUCAGCAACCCAGCAACACCGGCCGACAUCGAGCACAAUCAAGCGCGUGUGCUUUAUCUCAUCGGUCCCGAAGUCGAGCUGAAUGUUCUACCCAAUGUUCCGGUCGACAUACCGGCUCAGCACUUUCACUUCAAGGUAUGCCUGCACUCCGUACUGAAAUUUGUCGCUUUGUGA